ACCUUACUUCCGGUUACCGUUAGUUCGUUAACGCAACUUGGGGGGAAACAGCGAGCGAAGCUACCGUCAUCCAGGUUGUAAAGUGCAACAAAAUGAAAGCUGUCAGUUAACUUUAAACAUUUGCUCGCAGACACGGAGAUACUUUGUUGGAUAAACCGCUAUCUUGUCGUUGUUCUGCCUGGAAACAGCCGGUUGAACUGACAGCCGUUGGGCCUGGUCGUCGUGGCCCAGCAGGACUCGAGUUGGAGCCAAACUUCUGCUUUUCCUCAAGCGGCUCUCCGCGGGGCUCGGGGCUCCUGUCACCGGCCCUGUGGAUGUGGACGUGAACACGAAGAUAACCGACCGCCAGGAGAAUGGAAUCCCUUUGAUGGGAGAAUCCUCUUUCCUGGCCUCCUGGGUCAAUCGCCGUGCCAUGAUGAUGGAUGAGCAGGAGGCGCUGAACUCGAUCAUGCAGGACUUGGCCGAACUGCACCGCUCCAGCCGUCCUGCCAUGUUCCUGUCGGACCUGGGCAAACCCAAAGCUUCCUCGCCCAAGAACCAGAAUGAUGUCAGAGUGAAGUUCGAGUUCAAAGGGGAGAAGAGGAUCUUACAGUUCCCUCGACCUGUGCAGCUGGACGACCUGAGGGCGAAAGCCAAAGUGGCUUUCGGUCAGACGAUGGACCUUCACUACACCAACAACGAAUUGGUGAUUCCACUGACCACUCAGGAAGACCUGGAUAAGGCCGUGGAGCUGCUGGAUCGCAGCGUUCACAUGAAGAGCCUGAAGAUCCUCCUGGUAGUCCAGUUCUCCUCUCAGAACUCUUCCUCCAAUAUGGACCUCAUGCCGUCCCAUGAGAAGCUGGACAACACGGGAUUCAGGGUCGCUGACAAUAACAUGCUAGCUUUAAUAGGACCCCAUUCGACGGACCGCAGCUCCCCUCCUCCAGGGUACAUUCCCGACGCGCUCCAGCAGGUAGCGAGGAACGGCUCCUUCACCAGCAUCAACAGCGAGGGAGAGUUCAUCCCUGAGAGCAUGGACCAGAUGCUAGAUCCACUGUCUAUGAGCAGUCCAGAAAACUCUGCGUCGGGAAGUUGUCCGUCUUUAGACAGCCCGCUGGACAG
This is a messenger RNA of Notothenia coriiceps (black rockcod), 1101 nucleotides long. Its product is annotated as mitogen-activated protein kinase kinase kinase 2-like. The record is from RefSeq and is a predicted model, not a curated record. The annotation marks the transcript as partial. Gene Ontology annotation, molecular function: protein binding. The transcript has 9 exons. Lineage: Eukaryota; Metazoa; Chordata; Actinopteri; Perciformes; Nototheniidae.